This is a messenger RNA of Thlaspi arvense, 921 nucleotides long. Lineage: Eukaryota; Viridiplantae; Streptophyta; Magnoliopsida; Brassicales; Brassicaceae. The record is from the annotation of a GenBank genome assembly.
AUGGCGGGUCUCGGUGCAGUCAUCCCGACCAUAGAUUUGAAAGAGUUUCCGGAUGAGAUCUUGAAUCAGAAACUCCGUGAAGCGGGUGAGAGGUGGGGAUGUUUCAGGGUGAGUAACCAUGUGAUCCCAUUGUCUCUAAUGUCCGAGAUGAAGAAGACCGUUAUGGAUCUCUUUGAACGUCCACAAGAGGUGAAACUGCGUAACACUGAUGCGAUACCAGGAAGUGGCUACUUGGCUCCAAGUGUAACCAACCCUUACUAUGAAACAUUGGGUCUAUAUGACACAACUUCUCCUCAAGCUGUCGAUACCUUUUGUGACCAACUUGACGCUUCUUCGGAUCAAAGGGAGAUUCUAGUGAAGUAUGCGGCAGCUAUUGAUAAACUUGCAAAGGAUUUAGCAAGGAGAUUAGUAGAGAGUUACGGCCUGGUUGAUACAAACUUCUUCGAAAGAUGGCCGAGCACUUUCCGGAUUAACAAGUAUCAUUUUGAAACCGAAACGGUCGGGAAACUCGGUGUGCAACUACACACAGAUUCAGGGUUCUUGACGGUUCUUCAAGACGAUGAAAACGUUGGUGGGCUUGAAGCCAUGGAUACUUCUUCAGGAAGCUUCGUUCACGUGAGCCCCGUGCCAAACACGCUUGCUAUCAAUCUCGGAGAUACGGCUACGAUAUGGAGCAAUGGGAGGUUGUGCAAUGUGAAGCACAGAGUGAUAUGCAAAGAAGCAAAAACGAGGAUUUCUAUCGCAUCCUUUUUGUUAGGACCAAUGGAAACAGAUGUUGAGGUUCCGAGUAAGUUUGUGGAUGCUCAACACCCGCGGUUAUACAAGCCAAUCAGCUACGGAGGGCUACGUAAACUUAGAGACGCUACGAAAUUGCGUGAUGGAGAAGCUCUCAAGCUUAUAACACAUGAAGGAGUUGAAUGA